Molecule: messenger RNA, 1134 nt
Organism: Misgurnus anguillicaudatus (oriental weatherfish)
Lineage: Eukaryota; Metazoa; Chordata; Actinopteri; Cypriniformes; Cobitidae
Gene: reep6
Product: receptor accessory protein 6
Source: RefSeq, a predicted model, not a curated record
GAUAACAGGAGUCUUGAAGCUUCCCCCUGUCGGUUCGACUGUAAGCGGAUUUUGUCUGCUCAGUCACCCGAACUAUUUAACCGAAUGAGGACACAUCACCAUAAAUGUCUACAAUUAUACAGCUGCGUUUAACUGCAUAACUUCUAGCCUACACUUUGAGUUACGAUGACAAGUUUAUUUAAAAAGAUAAAGGAUCGCGUCGAAGCUUUUUUAAACGAGAAGAAUUUCGUCACCGACUGUCUCAAUUACAUCGAAGAGAAAACUGGUAUCAAAAAAAGAUACCUGGCGAUCGGUGCUGCAGGUGUGACUGGAGCAUAUUUAUUAUUUGGAUAUGGCGCCUCUCUUCUCUGUAAUCUGAUUGGUUUUGUUUAUCCGGCAUAUUAUUCAAUCAAAGCCAUAGAAAGUCCUGAUAAAGAGGAUGACACACAGUGGUUGACGUAUUGGGUCAUCUAUGGCUUCUUCAGUGUGGGAGAAUUCUUCUCAGACAUCUUUCUACACUGGUUUCCUUUUUACUACAUAUGUAAGUGUCUGUUUUUACUGUGGUGCAUGGCUCCGGUAUCUUGGAACGGUUCUCAGAUUCUGUACAGGCGUGUGGUGCGGCCAUUUUUCCUGAAGCAUGAAGCUGCAGUGGAUGGAAUGGUCAGCAAUAUAGGCGGGAAGGCCAUGACAGCUGCUGAGAACGCCACCAGAGAGGUUCUUCAGACUCUAGUAAGAAACCGAACUAUUGGUCCAGCCCAGUCCGAACCCAAAGGACUGCCCAGUUCAACUCCUGCAGAUCCCAGUGUUGAUUAAAGAUAGAACAAUUACAGGAAAAUACAAUUGGUCAACUGCAAGGCAACCAAGACAAGCUGCAUGCUCAAGCAGGACUUCAAAUAGGACAUAAUACAACAAACAGCAAGAUAUAUACAUCAUGCAUCAUGUAGAGAUUUAUGUUGUAUGUAUUGCAUCUUUUAGAUCUAUUUAUAUAGUAAUUAUAAAACAUUCUAAUAAAAAGGUCUCCCAACUUUCAAUAAAUGUAUUUUGUAAAAAUAAAAGUUUUUCUUCUUAAAGUCUUAUGGCCUAUUGUCUGUAUUUAAACUUAAAAUAAUUAAUGAUGUAAUGUGGCACACUGGCACUAUAUAGAAUUUACACACA